AUGCGGCGAGGUAUCACAGCUCCUCUUCAGAGGCACAAGGCGAGCGCGGGCUUUUUGCGACCCACUGAGAUGCAAACCUUUGUUCGAAGGAGAAGCGGGCAACAGAAAGCGGAGACAGAUUGGGUGCCGACCCUCCUCCCCUCAGAUGAAACACCUCCACCCCUCGCACGCCCAGCUGAGACAGCGGCAUUCUUUCUGGCAUUGUUCGACACUUUCGUCUUCAGCUACUGCAUGUUCGAUUUCCCGAACAUUCUGCACCGUGCCGGGGAGCUGAGCGAGCGUGAUCUGCUGGAUAGCCCAGGGUCAAUGCUGAUGUCGCCGAAGAGUUUGUUUCUGCAGUCGACAGCACGCUUGCGAUUUGGCGCUGAGAGACAGCAGCGCUUGGCUUUCGUGCUGCAGAGCCUCCUUCAUUGGCACGAUGAGUCGGAGCGGUCGCCGGUGCCGUGUGCUCGUGCGCUUGGCAUGCAGUGUCCGCUGCUCGUGCCCUUUCUACGGAGUGUGUGCCUCUGCGUGGAGACACAGCACCCGUUUGCCCCACAAGCGGCCUACGUCUUUGAGGAACUGCUCACCAGCGGCUUCGUCUCCUCGACGCUCUACCUCGACGGCGCCUACGUUGAUCGGAGCAGGACCCUUGCACAGCUCCUGCAGCUCGCCGGGAGGGAGUUUGGAAGUGAGAGCGUCCUCUUUACUGGAUUGCUUCUGGGCGAAGAACACGCCUCACCACUAGAGACUAUAGUCGUUGGUCGUCUCGUGGCCCACACACUUGCGGCAGCGGAUCGGCGGCGUCUCGACUGGGCGCUCAAGGCUCGCGGAGCGGUGCGGCAGAGGCUGAAGCCGCAGCAUGGGUGGACGCUUGGCCCCUCCCCUUCUCUCCUUUCCAAGGCAGAACAAUAG
Messenger RNA from Leishmania mexicana MHOM/GT/2001/U1103, 894 nucleotides. RefSeq lists its product as hypothetical. The transcript has a single exon. The coding region runs from base 1 to 894 and encodes 297 amino acids. NCBI's taxonomy places the organism in Eukaryota, Euglenozoa, Kinetoplastea, Trypanosomatida, Trypanosomatidae. The record is from RefSeq and is a predicted model, not a curated record.